UCAGUAGUUUUUGAGAUGUAAUUUGAGUUAUAAAUCUUAUCAAGUGACAUUGGUGAUUGUGUUAAAUAAACACUAUAUUGAUAAGAACUUUUGCGGAGUUCUAGAGUUUAUUGAAUAUCAUUUAAAAUGAUUUCUUCUUGUGUUGUUAGUUUAUUGAAUAAGCCGAGUUUAUUUUUGAACGGAAGUCGUCGCUUACAUUUAUUAAAUAAAAAUGCUUACAUUAAUGGACAAUGGGUGAGUGCCGGCAGCAAAGCAGUAUUUCCUGUAAUUAAUCCGGCGGAUGACAAAGUUAUUACCGAGGUUCCUGAUAUGGAAGCUGCAGAUGCUAAAGCAGCUGUUGAUGCUGCUUCAAGCGCUUUUAAAACUUGGAAAGAUACAACUGCAAAAGAAAGAUCUUAUAUAUUAAGAAAAUGGUAUGAUAUGUGUGCCAAAAAUACAGAUCACCUUGCACAAAUUAUAACUGCUGAAUCAGGAAAGCCAUUAGCUGAAUCUAAAGGAGAAAUAGUUUAUGGCAAUUCAUUUCUAGAAUGGUUUGCAGAUACUGCCCGUCACAUUAACGGUGAAGUUAUUCCAAGCCCUUGGCCUAAUAAGACAAUAAUGUUGACAAGGCAGCCAUUAGGUGUAGUGUCGGUUAUAACACCAUGGAACUUUCCGUUUGCAAUGAUCACUCGAAAGGUUGGUGCUUUAAUGGCAGCAGGAUGUACAUGUGUUAUUAAACCAGCUGAGGACACACCCUUGACAGCUCUAGCUGCGGCUCAAUUAGCAGAGGAAGCUGGAGUACCCAAAGGUGUUAUCAACGUUGUUACGUCAAGUAGAAAAAAUGCUCCUGCUAUAGGAAAAGUUCUGUGCGAGGAUCCUAAUGUGGGAUGCAUAUCUUUUACUGGUUCAACGCAUGUUGGUAAAAUACUAUAUGGAAUGGCAUCUAAAGGAAUCAAGAGAGUUAGCCUCGAGCUAGGUGGCAAUGCCCCAUUUAUCGUUUUCCCCAGUGCUGACAUUGAACAUGCAGCAGAACAUGCUAUGCUUGCUAAAUUUAGAAAUAAUGGACAAGCAUGUGUCGGUGCCAAUCGAUUUUUAAUACACAAAGAUGUUUUUGAUACAUUUGUGCAGGCUUUUAAGAAAAGAAUUGCCAAAGGGUGUAUAAUGGGUCCUGGUACCAAAGAAGGUGUGACUUGUGGACCUUUAAUUAACACAGAACAAGCUAAAAAGGUAACGGGACUAGUAGACGAUGCACUGUCAAAAGGUGCUAAGGCACUUAUUGGUGGUAAACCUGCAGUUGAAAUAGGAAGUAAAUUUUAUGAGUCCACUAUCCUAACUGAUGUUAAGCCAGAGAUGAAAAUAUAUGCAGAAGAAAUUUUUGGCCCAGUAGCAGUAUGCCAUAAGUUUGAAACGGAGCAAGAGGUGGUCGCAAUUGCCAAUAGCACUAGAAGCGGCCUUGGGUCUUAUGUGUUCACAAAAGAUCUCGGUCAAGCAUUCAGAAUGUCUCGUCAGUUAGAUUUUGGUAUGGUCGCUAUCAACGAUGGAAUAUUGUCCGCUGCUGAGCCUGCUUUUGGAGGUAUUAAGGAGUCGGGAAUAGGCAGAGAGGGCAGCAAACAUGGUGUCGAAGAAUACACAGACAUAAAAUAUACUCUGUUUUCAGCUUUGGACAAAUAGAGGAAGUUUUAUCAUCACU
Messenger RNA from Vanessa tameamea, 1669 nucleotides. RefSeq names its product succinate semialdehyde dehydrogenase (gene Ssadh). The transcript has a single exon. Lineage: Eukaryota; Metazoa; Arthropoda; Insecta; Lepidoptera; Nymphalidae. Gene Ontology annotation, biological process: GABA catabolic process. The record is from RefSeq and is a predicted model, not a curated record. Gene Ontology annotation, molecular function: succinate-semialdehyde dehydrogenase (NAD+) activity. Bases 127 to 1650 code for a protein of 507 amino acids. Gene Ontology annotation, cellular component: mitochondrion.